CAAAAUAAAAGAACCCUCGUUGAACCACUUUGUGUUCCCUCUUCCUCAAGUUAAGUUUGAAAUUAAAUAAUCAUUAGCCCAACUCAAAUUUUCUCCAAACCCAAUAAUGAGGACAUGCAAGUCAUAAUUUAAAAAAGCUGAUGCCAUUUUGUUCUAUAAAAAUUCCUACCCAUUAACGACCAUCUUAAUUCUUACCUGUUUCUAUCAACGCAAAGCAUAACCGAAAAUUACUCAAAACCCAAUUUUGCACCAAAAAUUGGUCAUCUAUGGCAGAGCUAGAGAACCCUAAUGUGAUGCCAAAGCUCAUCACAUUUCUCUCUUCUCUGCUUCAGAGGGUAGCUGAAUCCAACGAUCUCAACCGCCAAUUUCAGCCUCAGAAAAUCUCAGUCUUUCAUGGACUAACUAGACCCACAAUCUCGAUUCAAAGCUAUCUAGAGAGGAUCUUCAAGUAUGCGAAUUGUAGCCCAUCUUGCUUCAUCGUUGCAUAUGUUUAUCUCGAUAGGUUUGCUCAAAGGCAACCCUCAUUGCCUCUCAAUUCUUUCAACGUCCAUCGUUUGCUUAUAACAAGCGUCAUGGUUGCCGCCAAGUUCUUGGAUGACAUGUAUUACAACAAUGCUUACUAUGCUAAAGUCGGAGGAAUCAGCACAGUAGAGAUGAACUAUCUUGAAGUGGAUUUUCUAUUUGGAUUGGGGUUUAACCUGAAUGUGACCCCCAACACCUUCCACUCAUACUUUUCCUCCCUCCAAAGGGAGAUGAUGCUUCAACCUGUACCACCAAGCUUAGCAGAAUCUUCACUGAACUUAGGGAGAUCUCUAAAGGUCCACUUGUGUUUCAACGAGGAUGAGACAUCCCAUCAAAAGCAGCAAGUUGCUGUUUAAGCCUUUUCAAUAUAAGCAUUAAAUGUAGUUAGCCAUAGAGAUAGUGACUCUUCCUCCUCCUCUAGUCUCCUUUUUUAUUUUCUUAGUUUGGGAUUGGCAAAAGCUCUGUAAUUUUUCUUUCUUGUCUAGGUUUUUGGAUUAUUCAAAUUAUUUGGUAAUGUACAGAUGGGAUUAUCUGCUUUACAGUGUGGCUAAUCAAAAUGAUUCUCUCCUAUAAAUUUGGGUUGA
This is a messenger RNA of Hevea brasiliensis (rubber tree), 1106 nucleotides long. Its product is annotated as cyclin-U4-1. The transcript is spliced from 2 exons. Gene Ontology annotation, biological process: regulation of cyclin-dependent protein serine/threonine kinase activity. NCBI's taxonomy places the organism in Eukaryota, Viridiplantae, Streptophyta, Magnoliopsida, Malpighiales, Euphorbiaceae. The record is from RefSeq and is a predicted model, not a curated record. Bases 267 to 878 code for a protein of 203 amino acids. Gene Ontology annotation, molecular function: protein kinase binding.